AUGCAACAAUUAUCUGUGGCCACAAAUGAGAACGCGCCGUAUAUGUCAGGUGUUAAGCGAUAUAUGAAUGAUAAAACACAAGCCAUUGAUGGCAUCGACGGACAAUCGGAUUUAGGAAUUGGUGACCUGAGUAUUUUGGACAGUCGUUUGGAGGCAGUGACUUAUAGUUAUACACAUUACACGAGUUCGUAUACCUUUACAACACCCGUAUAUCAGAGCAUCCACCUCUACGGACAGGUGGCCUAUCCUUCAAAACAACAGCCCAUUGAGACAAUCGAUGAAUUAUUUACGGCUCAAAUCAAUGGACAAAUUGAUCUAAUAUUAAAUGAGAAGAACCCAUAUGUGCCCACAAUUCGGAGAAUAUAUAUAAAAAUCUCGGAUAAAAACAGCUCAAAAAAUCUAUAA
This is a messenger RNA of Medioppia subpectinata, 405 nucleotides long. NCBI's taxonomy places the organism in Eukaryota, Metazoa, Arthropoda, Arachnida, Sarcoptiformes, Oppiidae. The record is from the annotation of a GenBank genome assembly.